This is a messenger RNA of Ipomoea nil (Japanese morning glory), 1716 nucleotides long. Its product is annotated as MND1-interacting protein 1-like. Bases 490 to 1716 code for a protein of 408 amino acids. The record is from RefSeq and is a predicted model, not a curated record. The transcript has 4 exons. NCBI's taxonomy places the organism in Eukaryota, Viridiplantae, Streptophyta, Magnoliopsida, Solanales, Convolvulaceae.
CCGGCGAUAUAUGUAAGUUGAUCUCCGUUUCUAUGUGAUCAUCUCAUUUCUGAAUUCUGAAUAGUUCUAUGCGAUUCAUUCGAAGAUUAGAGUAGAAAACGUAUAAAUUCGUGUAAAUUGAGUUUGUUUUUGUUGGUUAGUUUUGUGUUUGUUCAGUUUUCGCUUUGAAUUUUCAGUCUGUAUCUAGAAUCGGAAUGGGGUGUAAAAGAGAGAAGCAUAUCAGUGCCAAUCGGAGGAACCGAUCGGCGAAACCCGAACCGGAGGAAGGGAGCAGCAAUAACAACACAGGCAAUGCUGUAGAAAGGGCUCCGCUAUCUAAGUCCAUCAUGGAAUCCGGGAUCAAGCCUUUGAGUUGUUUUAUGGGAGGUCAUGAUUCUGCCCAGAACACAAACCCUAGCCUGACUCCCAGCGUUGGGCUUGAUAGCAGUGGGUGGGGUUACUGUGCCGGGGAAGGUUGAAUGCCCGAAGAAGUUCAAUUUUAGUCCUGUAAUGAAAUCACUCUUGAAGAGGAAUGUUGCAACUUUGGAUGCUGGAUUUAGGUUAAGCUACAUGAGAAAUAUACAAAAUCAGUCAGAGGCAACCUCAAGCCUUUUGCCUUCUGUGUAUUCCGAAUCCCAGAAUUCAGAAAACCAAGAUGUUGUCAACGAUGUGUUAAGUAGAUUUCCUUAUUUACAUCUUGAUGAGCGUACAGAGCAUGGGGAUGGGCAUCCCCAGAUGGAUAAAGACGAUGAAAGUAUUGUGAGUUUGAUCCAUCAAAUCAAGGAUCUUGAGAGGCAGAGAAAGGAGCAGGAGGAAUGGGCACAUCAAAAAACAGUUCAAGCUGCAAGAAAAUUAAUGGAUGACUUAACUGAGCUUGAGAUGCUGAGGAUGGAAUUGGAGGAGACCCAAAGUCUGAAGAAGGGUAAGCAUACCAUCGAGGACAAGCUCACAGAAGUGGAGAGUGUUCUCCGUAAAGCAAGUUGUGAAGUGGACCGUGUCAAAUCUGCUGUGAGAAAGCAUGAGACUGAGAAUGCAGAAAUUAAAGCAGAAAUCGAAGCAUGUAAACUGAGUGCAUCAGAAUCUGCAGCAGCUUCUAUGGAGGCUGCGAAGAGGGAGAAGAAAUGGAUGAAAAGGAUUUCAGCUUUGGAGAAACAAAAAUCUAAACUUCAGGAGGAUAUUGCAGCUGAGAAACAGAAGUUUUCAGACUUUGCAGAGCAGCUGGCUCAGGGUGAGGCAGAUCAAAAGAAAGCUGAGGAAGAGUGGUGCAAGGAACAGGAAGCCAAGGAGGUAGCCCGGACCCAAGUAGAGGAAGAACAGAAGUUCAAAGAGGCUGCCGAGACUGGUAACAAAAGGAAGCUGGAGGCUCUGCGCCUCAAGGCAGAAAUGGACUUCCAGAGGCAGAAAGAUGACAUCCAACGCCUUGAACAAGAUCUUCCAAUGCCGAAAUCAUCCGAGAUGAAUGCCCAUGGAGACGUCGCCAGGUUGAUGCAUGAAUUAGACAACCUGGAGAAUUCUGCAGAGAAGGAAGUUGGGUGUGAUAGGGAAUGCGUUCUCUGCUUGAAGGAUGAAGUGUCUGUUGUCUUUCUCCCCUGUGGUCACCUAGUUGUGUGUGCCAACUGCAACAAGAGCUACGGGAAGAAGGGCAGAGCUGCAUGUCCAUGCUGUUGCGUCCCUAUUGAACAGAGAAUUCGUGUCUUUGCCAUGAAAAGUGGUGCAAGAAACAGGCAGCUUCAAUGA